This is a messenger RNA of Penicillium verrucosum, 2646 nucleotides long. Its product is annotated as Pet127 family protein. The transcript has 5 exons. Gene Ontology annotation, cellular component: mitochondrion; mitochondrial envelope. Gene Ontology annotation, biological process: mitochondrial RNA 5'-end processing. Lineage: Eukaryota; Fungi; Ascomycota; Eurotiomycetes; Eurotiales; Aspergillaceae. The coding region runs from base 1 to 2646 and encodes 881 amino acids. The record is from RefSeq and is a predicted model, not a curated record.
AUGCUUCGGACCUCUUUGCGGUCUGUGUCAGGCCCUUCAAGCCGACAUGUUCGUCUCUCCUGUCUAACGCGCCCUCGCGCGCCCAGUUUGCGCCAAUUCCACCGCAUAUCUGCACUCCGUACCGAUUCAGUCGAAACCAAGCUGGACACCAAUUCAUUUGACGGGUCGACCGAACGUUCAGUGCCGUUGCCGGCCAAUGAUCAGAUUCCAGAGACAAUAGAUGUCGCCUCUGACAACUCCCAUAAACCCCAGCAUGUGGAAGAACAGGGAGAACUUACUGCUUCCAUGUGGGCUGGGAUGAAGUCAAGACAAAAAUAUAACUACAAAAAACAACAUCCCUUGCUCUACAGCAAGUUCAAGAUGGAAGUGUUAAACAAAGACAUUGCACCCUCCCAAGCAGCACAAUCAGAGGGACUACCAUCGGAAGCCGCCCCGUCGGAGGAAGCCCCAUCAGAGGGAGCCCCAUCAGAGGCAGCGCGGGUGGAAGCGGAAAAAAUCAGGGCCUUGCAACAAAAGAUGAUUGAAGCGGAUAUGGAAGCCAAACGGGAAAGAAAGGCUAGGUUGUUGAAGAAAAAGGAGAAAGAAAGUCAACCCGAAGCCGAGAUUUCAACAGACGGCCCAUCAGAGCCAUCAUUCAGUGAACCCAAGGAGAGCACCGAUGUGGUGGGUGAAAGUCAAAAUGAGCCAGAGAAGACGAAGGAGAGGGAAAUCCUCUAUUUUAUGAGAAACCAUAUCAUCUCCAAGGAGCGUGGGUCUCUUUCCUCAAAGGACCAGCAAUUGACCGUAAAAGAGUUGCCUAUCCCCCUGCCUCCUGUCCCACGCGUUGCCUUUGGUCUCGACCGAGUGCUUUUCAAUCCCGGUGUCUACCAGCUACGUGACCCUCGGUCUCUUGUCUACAAUUUCGACCCGUACCUAGACCAGAUCAUGCCCGUGACGGAAUUUGACUUUAAUGCCUUGAAGCCGUAUGUCACCUCUUCUCAAGAUGUGACGGCUUGCGAAUUGACCGAGAAGAACCGAAAGAAGUACUACGGCUCAUCGUCUAGCAUGACUUCGGUUCUCGCACAUUUCCAUUAUCUUCUGUCCGCGUGGCGGCCUGUCGACGUUAGCAAAAUUUCUCGAGGGUUUGACGACCCUCUGCGGACCUUCACCCGUCUCCUUCGAGCACCCAGUGCCAUGUUCCUCCGUUAUAAGGAAAAGGAGGAUAUUUAUGCCAUUGAUGCCGACAAGGAAUACGACUACGCUAAUAUUCUCCUGAACCUGGGCAAGUCAAUGGAGAAGCAACUCACGAUGCCCAAAGAACAGUUUGAGCGCUACCGCCGCAGUGAUCCAAACAAGAUCACCCCCGAGGAAGAAGCAGCCACCCCGGAGUCAUACCACUACAGCACCGCAGGUAAAUUCCUCAUGCGAUCUCAACUCGACGCCUACGAUCCUAGACUGCCAGGUACCGGCAUGUUCGACUUGAAAACACGUGCAGUGGUUUCGAUCCGCAUGGAAGCCACCGAGCACGAGCGCGGAAUGGGUUACGAGAUCAGACGCCGCUAUGGCAAGUGGGAGUCCUUUGAACGCGAAUACUUCGACAUGAUCCGCGCCGCCUUCCUCAAGUAUUCCCUGCAGGCUCGCAUUGGCCGCAUGGACGGUGUCUUUGUCGCGUACCACAAUAUCGAGCGCAUCUUCGGUUUCCAAUACAUCCCUCUUGACGAGAUGGAUCAGGCUUUGCACGGCUCGUCCAACACCACACUCGGAAACAAAGAAUUCGAACUGAGUCUCGCUAUGUGGGAGAAGGUCCUCGACAAGGCAACACGGAAAUAUCCCAAGAAAUCUCUACGUUUCCACUUCGAGACCCGCGAACCUACCCGCGAAACUACCAUACCCUACAUGACCAUCGUCGCGCAACCCGUCACGGAUGAGGAAAUCGAGGCCAUCCAGACAAAGAACAAAGCCCACACCGAUGCCAUCCAAGACCGUCUUCUCAACCCGGAGCAAUUCGCCGACAGGUCCCCGGAGGCAGCUGUGGCAGGCUCAGAGGAAGAGAUGUCUGGAGAGUUCGACGACGAGGAAGCGGACGUCGAAUCCCUCUAUCGAGAGGAGGAGGAGCCCGAACCCGAAGCCGAAUAUUCAAUCGAUAGCGAAUUCCGCCAUGAAGAUGAACGAUCCCCCUUCAACUCUUUGGUCGACACACUCUUCCCCGAAGAGGAAGGCGAGGAAGUAUCCGAAGCCGAAAAGUCCGAAUACCCCUCGUUCGAACCCGAGCAGACCGCGGAGCCGAUCGAUCCCACCAAGUUCGUACCGAAGCGCGAUCCCUUCCAAGAGGACAAAGUCGACGAGGACGUGCUCGGGAUGAUGCUCGUUGUACACAACAAGGUGAACGGUGAAGCGGUGCAGCGGCCGACGUGGUUCACCGGGAACGACAAGUGGGAGCUUGAAUACGAGCUCAACGAGCUUGAUCUGAAAGAGAGCAAUGAAGCUCUGCGGACGUGCAAGAGGCGUCGUAGUCAGGCAUUGAGAAAGAGCGUGACGGAUCAUGAGGCUAGUUACUUCCGCACUCUGGCAAGAGUGACCCACAAAGGACGUACUUGGCGGAAGAAGAUGGAUGAGAAGGACCGUGAGCGUGGACUUCUUGUUUAUAAGGAUGCUUGUGACAUGUGA